Molecule: messenger RNA, 2423 nt
Organism: Lutzomyia longipalpis
Lineage: Eukaryota; Metazoa; Arthropoda; Insecta; Diptera; Psychodidae
Gene: Nct
Product: nicastrin
Exons: 4
Coding region: 85-2166 (693 amino acids)
Biological process (GO): Notch receptor processing; protein processing
Cellular component (GO): membrane
Source: RefSeq, a predicted model, not a curated record
AGUGUGUCAAUGGGUUGAUGAAAAUUGGUCAAAAAUAAAAACAAAGUAGUGAAAAGUUCUUAUUUUUUGGGUAAUUGUGGGAAAAUGGGGGUUUUUGUGCACAUAUCUUGUCUACUGAUAUCCCUUCUUUGCUUAGGAAAUGCUCAGAGAAUUACUGAUAAAAUGUUCAGUAAUAUUGCUGGAACAAGUUGCUUUCGUCGUCUAAAUGCCACCCAUGCCACCGGAUGCAGCUCUACUUUUCGGGGCUCUCAGGGCGUUAUUCACGUCGUGAAAACUCAAGAGGAUUUUCACUUUCUCCUCAAUAACCCUCCAUCUCCACCGUAUGCUCCAAUAAUCCCCCCACAGCUCUUUACGAGGGAAAAUAUGAUGAUGCUCAAGGUUAAUGCAUCCCACGUUGUGUCCGGAGUCGUCCUUACGGGCUCUCUGAAAAAUCUCCAGUCAUUUAGUCAUGAAUCCAGAUGCCCCAAUCAAUAUGGGGGGCUUUUGAGGGAGCAAACGUGCAGUGUGAAUGAUCAGGAGAACUCGUGGAAUCCCUUUGGGACGGGACUUUUGCAGGAGGACUUCCCCUUUCCGGUUUUCUUGGUGUCCAGUGAGAAGGAUGCCGCAAAGAUUACGGAUUGUUUUGAGAAAUUCAACAACUUUGACAUGAAUUCGCAGAAUUUGAGGUCACUUUGCAGCAUUGAGAUUAAUGCCUUCAUGUCGGCUGCUGUGAAUUCUCAGGUGUGCAUAAGACGCUCCAAUAUGCAGAAUAAUCUCAGUCCAACAACCUUCUGUGAUCCCCUCCAAGGGAGGAAUGUCUUCGCCACGCUCUUCCCGAGGAAAAUUGUCGAACCAGCUGCACGUCAGGUGGAUCCAACGGAGGAGAUAAUCAUCCUGUCAGCUCGUAUGGAUACAGCAUCAAUGUUUGACGGUGUUGGCCCCGGGGCAAUGGGGUCUCUUGUGCCCUACAGUGUACUAAUGCUAACUGCCCAACUUAUGGCCAGAAUCCUCCCGCAGAGACGUGAUCCUAGUCAUCCAAAUGUCCUCUUUGUCCUCUUCAAUGGCGAAGCGUUUGACUACAUCGGGUCCCAGAGAUUCAUCUACGAUCUCCAGCACGGGGAAUUUCCCUACAAGAGCCACCAAACUAAUCCCCUGUCCAUGGAUAAUAUAAAAUUCCUCGUGGAUCUCGGUGUGUUGGACACCAUGAGGCUGCUGAACAUCUCCCAUGCAACAGACUUUCCCAGAGCAGGAGAAUUUGGGCAGCUAAUGUCGAAAUACAGCUCAAAGUUCGGCAUGAAUGUUACGACAGUGAAUAAUAUGCAGGGAAACCUCCCUCCGACUUCAGCACAGUCCUUCCUGAAGGAGAACUUCUCCUUCCCGGCUGUUAUUCUCAAUUCCCCGCCAACUAAUCGCUUCUAUCACUCAAUUUUCGACGAUGACGAUAAUAUAAAUUUCGUCUAUGGGAACACGUCAAAGAACUUCCUGACUCUCGAGGAUUUAACAGCUCCUUCGGCGGAUUUUACAGCAGAUUCCAUACAGAUGAGUAUCCGGAAUAUUUCCUCAAUUAUCGCCUUCAGCUUGUAUGAAAUGAUAACUGGAGAAGAGUAUCGGGAGGCAUUGGGUGGGAGUGCAGUGUUUGCCGAUGAAUUCCUCUAUUGCUUCCUCACUUCCUCCCAGUGCCCCCUCAUGUCGGCAAUUGUGCAGGAUAACUCCACUUUACCACCAUAUCCACCACCCAGAUACAUCAGUGUCCAUCGCACGGGGAAUCAGAGAUCCGUCAUCUACACUCAUGGGAUUUUUGGGCUCACUGUUGGGCAGAAAUUGGAGGGCGUGGCGCGGGAGAAUUGCACCGUUCCCCCACGGAUUUGGUAUCCGGGCUUUGGGUUGCACGGAGAGUGCCAUUUGACCACGCAGAAUGUCAGCUUGGCCGUUAGUCCGGCCUUCAAGGAGCCCGACUACAAUUGGACGUCCGGACGCUACUCAACGUGGACUGAAUCCACAUGGAGCGCCAUCUCAGCGAGGAUCUUCCUGCGACCCUCAACGCAUCAUGAGGCUCUCACGCUGGCCAUUGGGCUCACCGUCAUGGUGCUGUCCUUUGUGGCUGUCUUCAUUAUUAACACCAAAUCCGACGUGCUGUUUGGCAAUAGUCCGUCAUCCGAAGUGAUCUCCAUUCCCGCGCGCUGUUGAAGCCUUCACGGUGAGAUUAUUCUCCUCUUUGCCCCCAUUAAUCAAAGACUGGUCUGCGGUAUUUGUUCUUCUUGCGCGUGCUGCUACGCAUCUUUUUCAUUCCCAUCCCCACAAUCCCUCUUUAAUCCUGGGGACGAAGGAUCAUCUAAAAAUCGACUUAAAAAAAACAAAACUAAACAUGGGCUGAAUGCUUGCGAAGAAACAAGGCAGUGUGUGACAAUAUUUAAGUAAAAUAUUUAUUGCACAUUGAAAGGAAA